Molecule: messenger RNA, 1680 nt
Organism: Peronospora matthiolae
Lineage: Eukaryota; Oomycota; Peronosporomycetes; Peronosporales; Peronosporaceae
Source: the annotation of a GenBank genome assembly
AUGCGAGACUUGCUCUGGAGUGAUCCAAAAGAGACCAAGGGAUACGAAGAAAAUAAGCGUGGCGCCGGUACUAUGUAUGGUCCGGACAUUGUGCAAAAGUUCAUGAUGAAGAAUAAACUCACUCUUGUGGUUCGCUCACAUGAGUGCGUUCCACAAGGUUUCGACUGGCCGUACAGAGAAAAAGGUAUGCUAGUUACACUGUUCUCGGCAUCCAACUAUUGUGGUAAGGCAAAUAAUCUUGGCUGCUUUAUGCACAUUCCUUCGGGAAGGGGCAAACCCGCGUUUUUCCAGUAUAUGGCAAAUGCCGAGAGUCGCGACAUGGCUGUGUCCAACUUAGAUGCACUUUUCUCGCUCAUCGUGCAGUACCGGUCUGAUUUGGUCCAGGAGUUUGAGGAAUUUGAUGAGGAGGAAUCCGGAAAGGUUACGGUUGAGGUGUGGGGUGCUAUUAUGGAAGACGUGUUGGAUUUGUCAUUGGAUUGGCACGCUCUUCAGCCGCUAUUGACUGCGCUAGACGAAGAAGGUUUGGUACCAUACAAUGAUUUCCUGGACCGAUAUAAUGCUACAGGUACCGUAACAUGCACCGAUGAUGACGAAAAUACCGAUAUAGUCGGCACAGAGCAGCGCAGCGCCUUCAAUUCGCUGUAUCGCCACCGCUCACGACUAGAAGCUCUGUUCCGUGUGCUUGACCGCGACGGCAACGGUACCAUUUCUGUAGACGAGCUAGAAAACGGCAUCAAGUUGCUAAACGAACACUUGCCUCCCGGAGCCAAGCCGUUCAGCACUAACGGCAUGGAUUACAUGCGCAUGAUGGACUUUAGCCACGACAACGAAAUCAACAUCAACGAGUUUAUGGAGGGCUUUCGUAUCAACGCAACUCUUACUGUUCAUGCGAAAUGGAAACGCGCGCGCAAGAAAAUGAAAGCGCUCAGUGCUAUGGGCGCUUUGCAUGGUCUCUCGCUACCUAGUCACGCGACCGCAGCUGCUUCAGGGAGUUCUGGUGAAGCAGCACAAACGGACGAAACCGACGAGACAUCCGAAGUAGUUCACCGCGAAUCAAGCACGUCUGAUCCGGAUCUCAAGGCGUCUCGCUCGCGUGCCCCUGCACCUUGGAUGUUCGAGCAACAUGGCAGUGUGCAGGUUAUUGCACCCGUUAUCUCAGGAACUAGUUCGGGUAAGGAUGGAGAUGACUCUGAAGAAGGCGAAGAAGUCGACAGUGUGCAGGUUAUUGCACCAGCUAUCCCAGCAACAGGUUUGGGUGAGGAUUGCGUUGCGGACGAAGCCGGUUUCGAAGAAGGCACAGGAGUCGGCAGUGUGCAGGUUAUUGCACCGGUUGUCUCAGCAACUGGUUUGAGCAAGGAUGAAGAUGGCUCUGAAGAAGGCGAAGAAGUUGACAGUGUGCAGGCUAUUGCAUCGGUUACCUCAGCAACUGGUCUGGGUAAGAAUUGCGUUACGAACGAAGAUGACACUGAAUCAGGGGCAGAAGUUGACAGUGUGCAGGCUAUUGCAUCGGUCACCUCAGCAACUGGGUUGGGUAAGAAUUGCGUUACGAACGAAGAUGACACUGAAUCAGGGGCAGAAGUCGACAGUGUGCAGGUUAUUGCACCAGUUGUCUCAGCAACUGGUUUGAGCAAGGACGAAGAUAGCUGUGAAGAAAACGCAGAGGUCGGCAGUACUUGCUGA